CUCUGUUUUUGUUUCUGUUUUAUAGAUCCAGUGGUGAAAAACAACGAUGGCGAGUCGGUAAAAGCAUCAUCGUGUCAGGAAAAAGAGAGGAGAUGAAGACGAUCUCUAUAUGGUGGUGAAGAAUAAUGAUGGUGAACGAAAUGAAUGUGUAUCAGUCUGUCUAAAAAAAAGAAGAAUUGAAGAAAAUGAACUCGCCGUCUAUACUAUAUUGGUGAAAUGAAUAAUAUAGUAUAUAUUCUUAAGUAUAGCUACCUAUGUACAGUUACCAUACUCUUUGAGACACAUUUUUAUACUACUCCUUAAAAAUGUAAUAAUAUGUCAUGUUUUUAAAUUUGAUAGGUCUCUUCUUUGUCAUUUUGUAUGACUGAUUGUAAUAUGAAAUUCAUUUUUUGAGUGUUGGACAAAUUUGAUUAUUUGGAACAUUAGUUUACUAUACUACUUAGACUAUAUGAAAUAUAAGAUAUGCAACAUGCUAACCAAGUAAAUGUGCUAACCAAGUAAAUGUGCUUUUAUAGAUUGUAUUUGGGUUUAUAGAUUCAUGCCUAGGGUUUAGAUUUACUAAGUAAAUAUUUGGGUAUAGUAAACCAUAUCAUAUACAUUCUAUUUGGGUUUAUACUUCCUUGAUUAGGGUUUAGCUUAAUCUAUUUAUUUAGGUUUAGGGUUUAGGGUAUAUUUGGAUUAUGGUUUAGUGACUAGAAUUUAGGAUUUAGUAUUUAGAAGGUGAGGGGGUAUGGUUGGGGUCAACAUUAACUUCUUUCAUGCAAUCAUAGACAUUUUAUAGUUUCACCAAUAUGUACUAUGUUAUUUAUUUUGUUCCAUUUUAUUUGGGUUUUGUGUUUAUAUUUGGGUUUAGGGUUUAUAUUUGAAUUAGGGUUUAAUGAUUAGAGUUUAGGGUUUAGUAUUUGAAAAUUUAUGUUUGGGUUUUGUGUUUAUAUUUGGGUUUAGGAUUUAUACACUUUUUAUUUUUUAAAAAUUUAUGUUUCUAUCCACUCAUUCUACUGCAUAUAGUAAAUAAAUAUGUUGUAAAUAAAUUUGUGACAUGAGUUCUUUUACGCGAAGUGUUUGUAAAUAAUAGUGAUUCAUUAUUAACCAGCAAUAAAAAAUUUUUGGGUGAAUUAAAUUGGUACGUGGCUGCAUGUGUUUCUAUCAAAUAAAGUAGUCUUAAUUUAAUGGGAAAAUUGGAUAAAUAGGACACUUUGAACUUGGAUUUGUCACAUUAGGAUUUCUAGAAGAUAUUUUAGGAAAAUAGGAUUUUAGAUCUUGUAAAAUACCAAAGUACCCUUAAUUUACCAAUUAUGUUGAAUUUAAAUUAUAAAUUAUAAUAAUUUUCGUAAUAGAUUUUAAUGUUACAAUUAAAAUCCAUAAAAAUUAAAAAAUAAAAAAAACACUAAAUGGGAAAAAAGGAGACGCGGGAUGCCGCAAACCUAAUUCCCCUUUCUCUUUGUCUUCUCCGUCGUAGACUCGUCGCUCUCCCACGGCGAUUUAGGGUUCAACGGUGAGAAGCUCUGUUCUUCGUCGGUGUUUCAUCAGCCCGUGGUCUCUACUCUCGUCUCCGUCACCAUCCUUUUCGAUCUCACUGAAGACACAACGGCUGCGAAUCGUUCUUCCUCUUCGUCGGGUCAAAUCGAUUUUCGAAGUGUUCUUCCAUCAAUUUCGCCUCUCAAUCUCACAAUUCUUCACAGAAGGUAUUGGAUUUCAUCUAUAGAUUCUCAUAUUAAACGAAAUCGAAGUGUUCUUCCAUUAAAGCUUGAUUUUUUUUAAAAAUGAUUUGGCGUGUUUCUUAAAAUAAUUUUGUUUCACGGAUUGGUUAAACAUCUUAUACAUUAUUAUUUGUGUGAUGAUAUUGAAACUUUUACAUGUUGAACUAAUAAUUUUGUCACGGUUUGUAGCUAUGUCUGAGGAGCUACCAAAGAGGCUUUUUAAGGAGGGCGAGGAGCCCCGAGUUACUCAGAUCAACAACAACUGCAGGAUCGACUACAUAAUCCGAAAGUUCCAAGCGUGGCUGCCAAAGGAGUUGGAUGUCGUGAAGAAAGACCCGGUUUUUCAUCAGAUUUUUAAGCUCCAUGAGAAUGGUCUUGGAUACUCUGCGAGGGUGAUACACAGCUUCUUGUGUAGGGAGCUGGUGACUUUCUUACAGCACGAGCUAUGGUUUGUCUUUGCGAGGAGACCGCUUCGAUUCUCAUUGCAAGAGUUCCACGCCGUAACCGGGUUUGAAUGCGAUACUCACAUUUCGAUUGAGGAGUUUGAAGAGUGGAAAUAUGAUGGUGGUUUCUGGAGCAAGGUUUUGAGGAGAAAAGAUGGAACAAUUACACUCUUCAACCUGUGGACUAAGGACAAGGAAGCUGUAAAGAAAUGGAAGAAUGCAGAUCGCAUACGUCUUAUCUACUUGGCGAUCAUUCUUUGUGUGGUAUUGGCGAGAGAUGAGAAGGCUAAUAUCCCCCUGAAGUACAUCGCGGUGGUCAUGGAUCUUGACAGAGUUCGAAGGUAUCCUUGGGGAGUUGCUGCUUAUGACCUUCUCUGCAAAUCCAUAGCCAAAAAUCGUUCCCAACUGAAGGAAAAGACCACUAGCUAUGUCUUGGAUGGCUUCUCAUACGCCUUGCAGAUUUGGGCAAUGGAAGCGGUGCCAAAAAUCGGGAAGCUUUGUGGAAAAAAGCUGGAUAAGGGUUUCAAGGACGGUCCUAGAUGCAUAAACUGGAUGGGAGCUGCGAAGGUGUCAUAUGAGGAGAUCAUUCGCUUGGAGGAGAUUAUUACACCCAAGGAUGACAUCUACCCAUACAUCUCAUGGACAGGAAAUUAUGAUGUUGUCAAAGCUCAGGCGUUUCGCAGAGAUGAUGAUGUGGAGGAUGACAGAAUCAAGGUUCUGAUGGAGAUGAUAAAGAAGGGGCAUGAUUUUAGUGAGCAUGUUUGGGAAACUGAAGAAAAUGAAGUGAUUUCUUUAUCUCUCGAUGACGAAUCAGCUGUGAAUGAUGAAGCAAGCGUGAAUGUUGAAGCAGCCGAGAGUGAUGACGACUUUCAGACUCCGAAAGGAUCAAAAAACGUUGGUUCUAGAUCAAAGAGGGGUAAAACGUUGGUUCUAGAUCAAAAAACGUUGGUUCUAGAUCAAAGAGGGGUAAAAAACGUUGGUUCUAGAUCAAAAAACGUUGGUUCUAGAUUAUUUCAUUGUUGUCCUUUGGGAUCUCAAAAGGUUAGUCAUGUUAUCAUAUAACUGUCUCGUUGUUGUCCGAUGAGAGUAGAAUUAGUCAAUCUAAUUGUGUAUUGGAUGUUACUGAUGAAGGACAAAACCCACUUGUUCAAAUGGACUGACAAGUCAGUUGUUGAGGAGAUUGAAGACUUCCAAGACCUGUUUGACGUGUUACUCGUUGACAAUUCCGAGUUUCAGAAAUCAGUGAGAGCUGGUGAGGCCAUGAUGACACGCCAUGAGAGUAGAAUUCAAGAGAUGGAAGAUGCAAUGUGCCAUUGCGAAGAGAAGACCUCGGAAUGCAUUAGGGAACUUAGGGGCAUAAAAGCUUUGUUUGUGUGUUGUUUGGUGAUGGUCUUCUUGUACCAUAUCUAUGCAUGAUGUUCAACAAAGGCAGCGACUUCGCGCACAACUACUUUUAUGUGCUUCCUCAACUUGUUGUUUCUUAUUUUCAAAGAAGUUAAGACCAUGUUUCUUGUUAUUUCAAGGUGAUCAUCAUCUACUGAAACGAAUUAUUUUGCAAUUACUUUGGUUGUUACUAGAAUAAAUCAAUUUGUCUCUAUAGUUUAGCAAAUACCAAAUUGUCAAAUAGGUUCUUAAACAGAAGAUCAAAUUGUUUCAAAAGCAAUAAAGAAAAAAACAGAGACAGAUGCAGACACAUAACAAACUAGAUGGGUAAAUCGCAUGUUCCUCUCUUGUGUCCUUCAGUUCAACAACGGCUACACUUAUGCUUUUUAUUCUUCUUUGAUCCUUGAGAAGAUGCGAUCUUGUCUUCUACUGAUUCAUACCUUCUCUUUACUGGUCGACCAGCACUCUUUCUUGUCUUUGGUGGUAAAACCUUUGCAAGUUUAACCUCAGCAGGGACAUUCCAUUCUGACUCUACAACUGCUAUUGGAUUAAUGGAAUCUGCAUAGGCGGUUCUCCACGCUGCAGUGCUGUAUAAGGCGUCAGUGAAUCUGUGCACUUCCAUACCUGUCAAUCUCAAAAAAAACUUGAUCAAUAUGAAGUCUAUAUGAUGAAAAUCCCGAAAAUAAAUAAUUCUCAAGUAUUCAUGUGUUUAUACUUCCAUACCUCGUGAAUAAAUUGCAGGAAUGGCGUGUCGGCAAGGAAUUUUUCCUAUAUCAUACUUACCACAUGUGCAUGUUCUUCUUUCCAAAUCAACAUGACAAUCAUAUAUGUCUCCUUUUACAACCGAUCUGAAGUUGUCAACCUUGUAAACCUGGAAUCCUUUUGCCUUCACAAUUCUCCUAUCAAUCUUUCUCUCCACCUUAGCGGUUAAAGGAUCUAGAUGCUUUGAGCUUAACAAGCGACGCUCAUAGAACCAUCGAGUCAACAGUUCUCUUAUACUAUCAAGCAAAGGAAUAACCGGAUAUUCUCUAGGUAUUCUAAGAACUGAAUUUAUAGACUCUGCAGGGUUCGUGGUCCUAAUGUCAUACCUGGAACCAGGGAAGAGAGAACGAGCCCAUUUGCGCACAUCAGCCUCCCGUAGAUAUCUUCCAAGCUCAGGACUCAUAUCGAAAAUUUCGGUGAUACGUUCUUGAAAUUCAGUGUAUCUAUAUGCCCGUGAAGCCUUUUCUACCAACGCAGUCAAUCCUUUUGUCUUGAAAAAUGAGACCACAUUGGUCAAUAAGUGAUGAAUGCAAAUUCCAUGUGCUGAUCGAGGGUAGACAGUCCCAAUAGCUUUAGAAAUAGACGCAUUUCUAUCUGAGACAAAAGCUAGGUCUUGACAAUCAGCAAUAACCACUUUCAACUGUCUGAAGAACCACCCCAUGAAUCGUCAUUCUCUGAAUCAACAACCCCAAAUGCAAUCGGAUACAAAUUAGAGUUACCAUCUACAGCAGUAGCAACAAGAAGUGUCCCUUUGUAUUUAUUUUUCAGAAAAGUUCAGUCAACAACAAUCACCCUUCGCAUUGCAUUGUAGAAUCCUCUAACUGAUUGCCCAAAUGACAUAAAUAGAUACAUGAAUCUUCCCUUCUCAUUAGUUUCAUAGUGAGUAUGUGUACCAGGAUUUGCUUCUUUAAUCAUAUGCAAAUAUGCUGGUAUUUUAGAGUAACUGCGAUCUGGUAUACCUCUAGCAGCUGCAAUAGCAAACUCACGAGCUUCCCAAGCGUGCCAAUAAGUAAUCUCACAACUAUGCUCCAUUCUCAUAAAUUGAAUGAUGUCAUUCGGUUUUGGGCCAUCGUUUGCAUCAUCAAAUCGAUGUUGUAUCAGAGUCCCAAUUGUUCUUGCUGAUGCUGUUUUUCCGAAUUUCCUUUUCUUUGAAGGAGCACAUGAAUGUCUUCCAUCACAUUGGUUGAUCAUGAAAUAUGUAGACCCAUAUAUUCCUUCUGCACGCACAGUCCAGUUGCACAAUGCAUCUUUACAUCGAAUAUACCACCAUUUUCUCGUGGAUUUGAUAACAGUGUAAUCGAAAUUAUUCUUCAUCGCUAAAAUUUCCAUUGUUGCCUUCAGAACCCCUUUACUUGUGAAAAUUUGAUCCUUCUUCACGAAGUCUCCUCUCCAAGCUCGACCAUCCUUAUCACUGUCUCCAUUGUUUUGACAAAGUUCAAUGUUUUUACUCCUUCAAGGACCGCAACCAUCUGCAGCGACAUGAUUCGUUCUUUUAACAAAAGACUCCUUUGACGGCUUGACAAACUCUGCUCGAUUUAUCUCAGGAACUUCUUCAUCCUCAACAUUACUUGAAUCACAAGGCUCCUUAUUCAAAUCGAUAUUGACUCGUUCCUUUUGAUUUACACCAGAAACAGAGAACAUCACACACAAGGUAGUAGACGAUUCCCUCUUUGCAUAGCCCACAAAAUUAGAUGCUUGCCGAUCAUUGGUGAUAAUAAUAGGAGGAUUCCCUUUUUGAUUCAACAACGAAUAACUGAACUCGACAUUAAUGGCAUUAUGGUCCACCCCAUAAUCCUCACACACCAUUAUCUUGAGUUGCUUCAACGUAGUAGUAGUUGCUAAUGUUACCAUUCGACCACGCCUUUCUUUGUCUACCACGAAACUCCAGUCAUCACCGCGACUACAUAUCCAUUCACCCGAUUUGACAUAGAUUAGAACCAUGUUGUAUUGAUAGAGAAAAAAGAGAUGAUUAUGUCGAUGAAGAAGAGAGAAACACAAAGAACGACGACAAAAGAUCGUGGGAGAAGGAGAAAAACGUGGGAGAAAAUAUUCUUGGAGAUAUUUAGGGAAGAUUUAGUUUAGAUUUAGGAAACAUCUUUAACCGAUUAUGGAAGUUUCCAUAUUUUUCGGAUUUCCUGUAGAAUGUAUAACCUAUGUAAGUCAGAACACAGUAGAGUAGAUGUGAAACAUAUUCUUCCCUAGGCGCCACAUAAGGUAAAAGACAGACCACAUCAUGGCUCCAAA
Molecule: messenger RNA, 6532 nt
Organism: Brassica napus (rape)
Lineage: Eukaryota; Viridiplantae; Streptophyta; Magnoliopsida; Brassicales; Brassicaceae
Exons: 2
Coding region: 1838-3205 (455 amino acids)
Source: RefSeq, a predicted model, not a curated record